Molecule: messenger RNA, 1422 nt
Organism: Scatophagus argus
Lineage: Eukaryota; Metazoa; Chordata; Actinopteri; Scatophagidae
Gene: esm1
Product: endothelial cell-specific molecule 1
Exons: 3
Coding region: 345-890 (181 amino acids)
Cellular component (GO): extracellular region
Source: RefSeq, a predicted model, not a curated record
GUUCCGUCACUGGCUAACACAAAAACAAACCAAAGAUAACUUAUGACAUCAGGUCACACGAAUUUCAAUUCCUGGAUGGCGGUCCAGAGUAAAUCCCACUUCCAAGCCGGAAUUCUAAAAAGGGGGCUGACUGCCCAAAAAGGACGACAACACCGGAAUGAGGAAAUUGACGAGGGCAAGUCAUGUGCAAAACAAAGUUGUUCAUUGCUGAUAACCAUACAACCUGAUGAGCCGCAGGUCACUCCACUCAAGUCUCCCAGAGGUGCUCCGCUUCUCUGUCUCUCCCCGAGACCGCGCAAAGACAGCAGCCCUCCACAAGCAGCUCUCCCCGACCGCAUCCAGGGAUGUCUUUUCUCCUCAUCACUGUGCUGUCUUCACUUCUAGUGCAAGAUGCUGAGGCGUGGGGCGCCAAUGUCAAGUACGCGGUGAACUGCCCGGACAGAUGCAACGCGGAGCGGUGCGGCGUGACGCAGCGGUGCACACGGACGGUCCUGGAUGACUGCGGCUGUUGCCAGGUCUGUGCAGCUGGCAGGGGGGAGCACUGCUACCGCACAGUGUCGGGCAUGCACGGGGUGAAGUGCGGACCGGGAUUAUUCUGCGAGUUCUACAAGGAUGAGGACGAUUAUGGAGACGAAUACGGGAUCUGCAAAGACUGCCUGUAUGGAACGUAUGGGGUCGAGUGCCGCAAGACAUGCAACUGCAAAGGUGGCAUAUGUGACCGGGAGACAGGAGCUUGUCUCACCCUGAAAUUCUUUGCCAAAAUUGCCAGCAAACUCAAGAACGAGCCACAAGCAGGGGGAGAAGUGGGCUCAGGAGAGGUCAGCACUGUCCAGAGCACAGAUCAGCACACGGACAGAUCCACGGCUCCAAAGCGGCUCAACCCUCGCUGACAAGUGCUGACAAGGCUGAAUCAUUUCAGUGUAAAUGUAGCAUUAACUUAUAAAUUAUCUGAAAGAUAUAUUUUAUUAUGUUAAAUGAUGAAAAAACUUUUUUACAGCAGUUUGAGGUUUUAUUUGGGCCUUCACUGCCGACAUCAUCCUUCUUUUUCAAAGGAAAUGUGCAGACUGUGUUAUUCAAUUCAAAUUCUCCCUCCCUUUCUCUCUUGAUUUUUUUUCCAGAGUAAAUUAUUUAAACCAACCCUGUAGUCUGUUUCCAUUAGCUUCGGUGCAGACCUGAUUCUCUCUUUUCCUGUGCCUUCAUAUAUUAUUGUUGAGAGUUAAUAUCACAAGAAAGGAACUUGCUUUUAUUUUCAAACUGGAUACAGCAAUAUUUUUACAUUGUUUCAUUUUUGUCUGCUAAAAGUUUUCCAUACUGAUAGUUUAUUUGUACUGUAUAGAUGAAAAUCAGACCUGCAAAGUAACAUGUGUAUUACACCAGCCAAUGUAAAGAAUGCUCUUACAAUUAAACCAAAGUUAUCACAGA